Molecule: messenger RNA, 1812 nt
Organism: Ostreococcus tauri
Lineage: Eukaryota; Viridiplantae; Chlorophyta; Mamiellophyceae; Mamiellales; Bathycoccaceae
Product: Methyltransferase domain
Exons: 1
Coding region: 1-1812 (603 amino acids)
Source: RefSeq, a predicted model, not a curated record
AUGGUCGUAAACCACGUCAAGCGAAUCCGUACAGCACGUAGGUCUCGGCGGGUCGGCAUUUUCGCCUGUACGAUCGCGACGCUUCCUCUGUUUUUCUUUGCACUUGGCACAACCGAUCUACGCGAGACAGCGCAGGUGUACACGGGAAAGUCCGCUAACGAGCCUAUGACCGCGACGGCUUGUUCUCAGGCCGUGGAUGAUGCGUUUCCGCGCAUAUGGAAUCGCAAGAAGAACACGCACGCACAGUACGUGCGUGGAAGGAAUGCUAAGAACUCUAAGAUCAACUUUACCAACGUCGCGGCAAAGAAAGCUUACGACUACUUUGAACCAGAAUGGACAUGUGAAGAUGAGGUUCGCCUGGGUCUAGACGUAGUGAGCUCGGGCGACGGUCCGAAAUUUGUGUGUGGUUCGGAUGUUCUUGCAUCGACGAAGGAGUGUAUCGUAUACUCAAUAGGCAGCAAUUAUGACUUUUCGUUUGAGUACGCCGUGAACAAGAUUGCGCCACAAUGCGAAAUUCAUACCUUUGAUGGGACACUCAAUUUGACUAAGCGCGCGCUUCCAGAAGGGCUGAAAGAAAAGAAUAUAUAUUUCCACAACUGGAACGUUGUUUCAGACUGUCGUUCAGAAGAGCUAGCGAAGUUAAAUUCACCCUCGCGUUGUGUCUUUGAUAGCCUUCAAAAGUUGAAUCAUCAUGAAAGCACAACGAUUACUUGGUUGAAGAUCGACUGUGAAGGCUGUGAAUUCACCGUCAUCCCAAAGUUUGCUGAAAGUUCUGUCAAAAUAGACCAAAUAAUGAUUGAGGUGCACGGAACUAACGCCCUGAGGAUUGAGAGCUUAUUUAGUAGCUUACACAACGCCGGUAUGAUGAUAUUCCACAAAGAAAGGAACCAUUGGGGAUGUGACGGUUAUAUGUGCGUGGAGUACACUUUGAUUACUGAAGAAUAUGCACAAAAAGUACUACAGACCUUCCUAAACACGAAGGAUCGUUGGAUAUUUGAUUUACACAAGCUCAGCACAUCCAAAGGUCCAAAAAGCCAAGGAGCUCAAGAUCAAUACUUUGAACAUAUUUUUGCGAAGAUCGGCACAACAAACCGAUAUUUUGUUGAGUUUGGGUUCAAUCAACCGAGCUACACAAGCGGUGGCUCUGGAGCAAAUACCUGGAAUUUAUAUGACUCUGGCUGGAGAGGACUCUUGCUCGAUGGAACACGCGAGAAUGCAGAAAUCAACCUGCACGCGCACUAUCUUUUCGAAAAAAACAUCGGGUCUAUUCUCGAUACGUACAACGUUCCGAAAGAAUUAGACCUCCUCUCUUGCGAUAUGGACUCCCACGAUAUUUUUGUCUUACGGGGAAUACUUAACGCGGGAUAUAGGCCUCGCGUCUUCACCACAGAGUAUAACUCGAAUUAUCCUCUUGAAUAUGCCAUCACAUUGAUAGACCCCACCAUACUUGGCGUGGACGUAUCAACGUACGACUUCACGUUCAAGGGAUGCUCUUGGGGGGCCUCAGCCAGUGCAUUUAGGCUCAUUGCUGAGAAAUUUGGCUACACACUUAUUGGGCGAGUUUCAUUCCUUGAUCUUGUUUGGCUCCGUAAUGAUUUGAUUGAAGACAACUGGGACGUUCCUCCUUUUGAGUGGUUUUUUCGGGACGCUCCCUUGGGUAAACUUCACCAUUUCAAACAGACUUCCAAUGAAAUUUUUGACUAUCUCGUUGAUUUCAAUGUACUGGAGAAAACCGGAAGCGUACAGGAAGCUAAGGAGGCUGCAGGCGCGAAACUGGGAAAUUCAGGUUUGGCUUGUUUUAAUGGUCUCUGA